Molecule: messenger RNA, 5695 nt
Organism: Alosa alosa (allis shad)
Lineage: Eukaryota; Metazoa; Chordata; Actinopteri; Clupeiformes; Clupeidae
Gene: grk3
Product: G protein-coupled receptor kinase 3
Exons: 22
Coding region: 2258-4330 (690 amino acids)
Biological process (GO): regulation of signal transduction; G protein-coupled receptor signaling pathway; protein phosphorylation
Molecular function (GO): G protein-coupled receptor kinase activity; ATP binding; G protein-coupled receptor binding
Source: RefSeq, a predicted model, not a curated record
GUGGGGAUCUCGGUUUGGUUGCCUGAGAAUUCUGAACCUCACUCCAGAGACACUUACAACGGAGAGCUCACUGUGGAGGGAAUUCUCACGGAUUAAGAGACUGUUCGUUCAAAACUCCUUCUUGUUAAUACCUCAGGAUAUCUGAGAAGACACAACCAACAGCAACCGAAACGGAUGUUGCCGCAAAUGUUGAAUCGUCAACUCAAAUGAAGACUUCUUCAGCGACCCGAAUGCGGAUGCUUAUGGCAAAAAAGAAAGUGUCUUGAGUUUUUCAAGGAAGAAAAACAGUACUAUCUAGUGGUGGUAGCUAUUUAUUAAAGAACUUUAGUACGGCCAGUAUGUUGCAGCAACGAGUGUAAAAGUAACAGCUCUAGUAGCCUAUUUUGCCUGUGAAAUACAUUGAUGUUUUCCAUAAUUAGGUAGUUGGCCAGUGCCUUUCGCACGCUUGAACUGUGGUUGUCGUUUUGGGUAGCUAGCACGCUACAAAAUGAAGUUCCGCAAGAGUUAGCUCGCUGGUUAGCUGAUGUGUUAUCCCUAGUUAGCCAGCUAGCUAAGCUAACAACAUAGCAACAUUGAAGUUUUAGGAUUGAUAUACAAGGCGACUGCAGCGCUUUAGGAGGGGUUGUGAAUAUCCCAGAAAAGAAUCGGUGCUGUGCUCCUUUUGCUGAAGACUUGGGGCUUGUCUGCCAAGCUGGUUCUCGAGCCAACGUUUGCUUAUUUCCUUUUCAAACGCCCCCUCCCCCUCCACAGUUAUAUACAAACGCUAGUUAGCUCACAAACGCUAGCUUUCUUCAAGAAAAAGAAAGGAAGAAUUCAACUUGCACAAAACAUUACAUUAGUUCGCAAUAAAGAAUUCGAAAACUUUUAAGUUUGACAUUUAAUCCUAUGGAAAGUGCGUGAUAGAGAUGCAAAUAUAGAUUUAUAGCGUUUGAUUCUGUCAACACGCUUGUCUAGCUAAGUUAGUACUCUACCAGCAGCAAGCUGCCUGCCAAGCAGUCAAAUCGCUAGCUUUCUGUUUCUCGCUUUUAGCGAGCUAGCUAACGUUAGUUGGCUAACUUGCUCAUUGCAAGUUGGGGAACGAGCAAUCGCAACACCCUCUCUGUUGUCAACCCAAGAAAAUGGAGAAGCCAACUUGACGUUGUCGAAGCUGUCAUUUUCGGUAUUUUCAGACGGUCUCUGCUUUUCAAUAAUCAUUUGCUGUUAGGACUAGACAUUUGUAUCAGUUUACUCGAAUGUUUUUUUUUUUUUAUCAUGCACGAAUAUUUAUCCAGCAACUUAGAUAAUUAACCAGUUUGUGUCGCGUCGUUUGCCAUUAUUUAUGUCGUUUCGCAGGCAUUGGACAUACAGGAAGCAACAUCGGAGGCGAUGAAAAUACAGUUGGGCGAAACAGCACAGUUGCUUUUUAUUUUUCUGUAACAGAAUGGAUAUUUCAUUUCAGUCAGUGAAUUUAUCACUGGAAAUGAAGCAACAAAUAGGCGCAUGAGUCGUCCAUUUUCGUGUCUGAUACCAAGCGAGCUGGCUUGCUCACGUGUUAAUGUUUAUGGCGUCGCGUUUUAUUUAGCUGAUUUAGCUGUAUGUGUUUACUGUCGUCUGGAGAGCGUUUGGAUGCAUUUGCUACCAGUGUCUUUGAUGUGUUAAUCUCGCAUGGAUUUUAGUUGCAAGAGCGAUAACCUAAUCAAGAGGAGCCCUGUAUGAAUUGCCCGACUUAACCAACCUUGCGCACCGCAGUGUUUGUCUGAAAUGGUUUUGGAUUAUGUAGCUUGUAUUUUUAAUUUAGCCUAACCGUCAUUUAUAUAAUCAGCUUGCAGGUGGAUAUUUUCAAGAUCGUAAAGCUCCCUGGAGAAGGGGCGAGGAGCAAAAUUCUUAUCAAUUGAAUCAAAGCCGCAACAUUAUCUUCAUCAUUUUCGAAACGGGUUGUCUGUAAUGGCCAUGCAACGUUGUCGUUUGCAGUAGCUAACGGCAUCAAGCCUGUUUUCCUAUGCGAGUUCCUAUUUUUUGGUUAGAUUUUAAGACAUCAAUUUCCCCUUUAGAGUACAUUUGGCGAUGUCUCACAAUGGCUGUUUUUUGAGACCUUGGUGAUCAUUGAGGAAGAGAACUAAAGGCUCAGUUGGAUGCUUGGCCCGAGCUCCUGACUAGCCGCUACUGGUCACGGUUGGACUUUGAUUCAAACGGACCUGACUGUACAUUCGCAUCUGUGUCCAUCCACGACUGCUUCUGCUUCUGGUUCUGUAUCGAUUCGGUCGACCCAGGGCUGAAGAUGGCGGACCUAGAAGCAGUUCUCGCCGAUGUCAGCUAUCUGAUGGCGAUGGAGAAGAGUAAAUCUACUCCAGCCGCCCGGGCGAGUAAGAAAAUCAUCCUCCCUGAACCCAGUAUUCGCAGUGUGAUGCAGAAGUACCUGGAGGAGAGAGAUGACUUGACCUUUGACAAAAUAUUCAACCAGAAAAUCGGUUUCCUACUCUUCAAGGACUUCUGCAUGAAUGAAAUAGACGAGGCUGUGCCCCAGCUAAAGUUCUACGAGGAGAUUAAGGAGUAUGAAAAGCUGGACUCCGAGGAGGAGAGGCUCACACGCAGCCGACAGAUCUACGACGGCUACAUCAUGAAGGAGCUACUCUCCUGUUCACAUCCCUUCUCUAAGAAAGCUGUGGAGCAUGUCCAGACCCACCUGGCCAAGAAGCAGGUGCCGCCCAACUUGUUCCAGCCCUACAUUGUGGAGAUCUGUGACAGCCUUCGAGGCAAGAUCUUUCAGAAGUUCAUAGAAAGUGACAAGUUCACUCGAUUCUGCCAGUGGAAGAAUGUGGAGCUUAACAUCCACUUGACGAUGAAUGACUUCAGUGUUCAUCGCAUCAUUGGCCGAGGUGGUUUUGGAGAAGUCUAUGGCUGCAGGAAGGCAGACACAGGCAAAAUGUAUGCUAUGAAAUGUUUGGAUAAGAAGAGAAUUAAGAUGAAGCAGGGAGAGACCCUGGCUUUGAACGAGAGGAUUAUGCUGUCACUAGUCAGCACAGGGGAUUGCCCCUUUAUUGUUUGUAUGACGUACGCCUUCCAUACCCCAGAUAAGCUGUGUUUCAUCCUGGAUUUGAUGAAUGGUGGGGACCUGCACUACCACCUCUCCCAGCACGGCGUGUUCAGUGAGAAGGAGAUGCGUUUCUACGCUGCAGAGAUCAUCCUGGGUCUGGAACAUAUGCACAACCGCUUCGUCGUCUACAGAGACCUCAAGCCUGCCAACAUCCUGUUGGAUGAACAUGGUCACGUGCGUAUCUCUGAUUUGGGUCUGGCCUGCGAUUUCUCCAAGAAGAAGCCCCACGCCAGUGUAGGUACGCAUGGCUACAUGGCUCCUGAGGUUCUGCAGAAGGGUACGGCGUACGACAGCAGUGCUGACUGGUUCUCUCUGGGCUGCAUGCUCUUCAAACUGCUACGAGGGCACAGUCCGUUCCGGCAGCACAAAACCAAAGACAAACACGAGAUCGACCGCAUGACGCUAACCAUGAAUGUGGAGCUGCCAGACUCGUUCUCGGCGGAGCUGAAGUCGCUGCUGGACGGGCUGCUGCAGAGGGACGUGGCCAAGAGGCUGGGCUGCCAAGGACAAGGGGCAUCAGAAGUGAAGGAGCACCUGUUUUUCAAAGGCAUCGACUGGCAGCAAGUGUAUCUGCAGAAGUACUCCCCACCUUUGAUUCCUCCCAGAGGAGAGGUCAAUGCAGCGGACGCGUUUGAUAUUGGCUCCUUCGACGAGGAAGACACCAAGGGCAUUAAGCUGUUGGACAGUGAUCAGGAGCUGUAUAAGAACUUCCCUCUGGUGAUCUCUGAGCGCUGGCAGCAGGAGGUCGCCGAGACUGUCUACGAGGCCGUCAACAGCGACACCGACAAGAACGAGGCGCGCAAACGAGCUAAGAACAAACAGCUGGGCCACGAGGAGGACUACGCGCUGGGGAAGGACUGCAUCAUGCAUGGCUACAUGUUGAAGCUGGGCAACCCCUUCCUGACGCAGUGGCAGCGGAGAUACUUCUACCUGUUCCCCAACCGCGUGGAGUGGAGAGGAGAGGGCGAGUCCAGGCAAAACCUGCUGACCAUGGAGCAGAUUGUCACUGUGGAGGAGACGCAGGUCAAGGACAAGAAGUGCAUCCUGCUGCGGAUCAAAGGGGGCAAGCAGUUUGUCCUGCAGUGUGAGAGUGACCCAGAGUUUGUCCAGUGGAAGAAAGAGCUGACGGAGGCCUUCACCGAAGCCCAGAAGCUUCUGCGUCGUGCCCCCAAAGUCAUCGGUAAAGGUCGCAGUGGAGGGGUGGUGGAGCUGUCCUCAAAGCCCCCACUCACACACCGCAACAGCAACGGCCUGUGAGCACACACACACACACACACACACACACACACACACACACACAGACACACACACACACACAGAGUCUUGGCAUCCUUUGUUGCGGUCUGCACAUGUAGAGAUAAGAGACUCUCAGGACGCAGGGAGUCAGUCGUCACCUUCUGGGAUGAACUCUAAACACUCAAACUCCUCCAAAAUCAGCAUGAAUCCCAACUGGAUGACCAGUUCAAUUCAACACACACACGCACGCACAGAAUCAUUCCUGUCCUGUUUUGCGACAUCUCGUUCCCACUCCACUGCCUGUGCCAUUGAUGUAACCACGGCGACCACAGACUGCCUGGGCGGAACCACUUCCUCCACUGCUCACGCCCAACAAAAGCAGACAACGCCCCUGACCUGUGACCCCACCCGACCCACAACCUUUAACCCAUGCGCAACCCUUGACCUUUCCCAUGUGUGCCAGGACUCUACUGCACUUGAUGCCCAAAAGGAGCCCACUCUGUCCCCAUGGUUACCCUGUUCCCACCCUUCUUCACUUCCUACAGGAUGCAGGAGAGGGACAAACUUAACGCAUGAUGGAGCAGGGAUGUGGAUGUGUGCACUUGUUUAACAGCAAUGGACGAGAGAGGGAGAGAGAGAGAAAGAAAGCAAGAGAGAGGUUCAAAGAAAUGAGAGAAAGAUGAUGGAGUAUUAACGAAAGAGUCAGAGGGUUUUUGACCGGACACCCUGGGAUCAACCAAAUUAUAACGGGAUGUUUUUUAAAUGAGCUUGUGUGUGUGUGUGUGUGUUUGUGUGCAUGUUUGUCUGUAUGUGUGUGUGUGUGUGUGUGUGUGUGUACUCACAUAGUUUGCAGAUGGGGCAAGAAAGUGAUGUGAAUAUUAAGCAGAUGGACUGUGCAACAGGACUCUCUGAAUGUAUUUUUGCUCAAUUUUUUUCUUUUUGUUUUGUUGCCAUUGUGUUUUGUUUGAAGGAGACGCGUCAAGCUGCUUGAUUCCUCAAUAUGAGACGCCCACGCCCACCCCUCCCCUCCCCUCACAGAAGUGCAUAAAGUGCCAACAAAUAUUUUACUUGAGAGCACCAACGGACACAUCCUCUCACCCCUGAGAGAAACACACACACACACACUCUCUCUCUUUCCUCUCAGAGCGAACUCUCCACACAUCCCAGAGGACUAGGAGCACUCCUCCCCGUUUUUAAACAUCGGAGUGGGUUUUUCCCUUUUUAGUUUUUUAAUUUGUUCCCUAGUGGACACGUCUGAAGAUUUGGGGACCACUAGAAAAGAACCAUACAGCACCCCAGACUCUCCGCUGUGCCUGUAUGUGUAUAUAUACGGUAUAUAGAAAUGUGUGUGUGUGUGUAUGUAUGUAUGUAUAUAUAUAUAUAUAU